AAAACAUACAACACAAUGAGGGUCGCAACAUUCGCAGGACUUGCGGUUACAAGUUUAUUCCUGAUGAGUAUAAAUUCACCAGUGGAAGCCAGAAGAACACUUUGUGAAAAAAAAUUGAGUAUGCUUUGGAAUAAUUUCAUUGAUACCUUCAAUGACAGACACUGGAGUACUCUUCAACAUGAGAUAUUAGCGGAGCAGUUCACUUAUGCAUCUGGCCAUGGUGGGGUGCCCUACAUUCAAGGCAGUGCAAAUAGUACAGCAUACUUUAAAAGACUUGCUGCAGAGAACUACACUAUGGCAAUCACUCUAGAUUUCUGUUCAAAGGGCACUAAGUUACUGGUUGGCGGAGGCGUCCUCGUAUUCACUAAUAAAGAUGGUAUUAAGAUGGCCUUCAGAUCAAUGGUUGUCUUUAAGAAAUAUAAAUAUAAUCAGUGGAAAAUGUACAGGUCAAUAGAUACUAAAGUAGCAGAGUUAACUACAGGAUGAGACUCUACUGGAAAGACCAUUAAGAAAACACAAACAGCUAAGAAAAAUGAACAUUAAAGUGAUAAAAUUACUAAAUGAG
Molecule: messenger RNA, 565 nt
Organism: Owenia fusiformis
Lineage: Eukaryota; Metazoa; Annelida; Polychaeta; Sabellida; Oweniidae
Source: the annotation of a GenBank genome assembly